AUGUCUGAACGAAAAGUCCUCACCAAAUACUACCCCCCCGACUUCGACCCUUCCAAAAUCACCCGCCAGCGCGGCCCUAAGAAUGCGGGACCCAAGCUCAUGACCGUCCGCCUUAUGGCGCCCUUUUCCAUGAAAUGCACGCACUGUGGCGAGUUCAUCUACAAGGGGCGCAAAUUCAACGCUCGCAAAGAAACUACCGAUCAAAAGUACUACAACAUCGCCAUCUUCCGCUUCUAUAUCCGCUGCACCCGUUGCUCUGGCGAAAUCACCUUCAAAACCGACCCCAAGAACAUGGACUACGAAUGCGAGCGCGGCGCAAAGCGCAACUUUGAGCCUUGGAGAGAAGCCAAGCUCAGUGAGGAAACUGAGGAGGAGCGCUUAGAUCGCCUUGAGAAAGAAGAGGCAGAGCGCGACGCCAUGAAGGAGCUCGAGACCAAAGUAGUUGACGCCAAGACCGAAAUGGCCAUUGCCGAUGCUCUUGAUGAGAUCCGCUCAAGGAACGCGCGCCUCGAGAAAGCAGAGAGCCUGGGUACUCGACCCGAUGUCCAGCCUGAUGCUGCCGAUGAGCGCAGGAAGAAACAAGACGAAGAGGACGCGGAAGCAGCACGGCAGGCUUUUGCUAGUCGGAGCAUGCCAGAUAUUGGUGAGGAAGCUAUCGACGAGGAUAUGAUGGAUGUCCCAAUAGAUGUGCCUGUUGUCGCAUCCUUCAGCAAGAAGCCAAAAGAAAAGAAGGAUUUCAGCGCCGCGCUCGGCAUCAAGAAGAAGACUCAGGCACCAGCUCCUACCCCGGCCCCUCAACCUCAAGUUAAAUCAGUCCUGCCACCAUCGAAGCUGUCUACCAUGCUUGUCCCCGGCUAUGACAGCGAUAGUGACUGA
Bipolaris zeicola 26-R-13 is the source of this 876-nucleotide messenger RNA. RefSeq lists its product as uncharacterized. The transcript has a single exon. Lineage: Eukaryota; Fungi; Ascomycota; Dothideomycetes; Pleosporales; Pleosporaceae. Bases 1 to 876 code for a protein of 291 amino acids. The record is from RefSeq and is a predicted model, not a curated record. Gene Ontology annotation, biological process: mRNA splicing, via spliceosome. Gene Ontology annotation, cellular component: U2-type catalytic step 1 spliceosome.